CUUCAUCGUCCUCAGCGGCCUCGACCCCUUCCACCCGGUGCGCUGGAUCUCGAAUUCUGUCAAUGAUUUAUAUAGCUCCUAUGUCAUCUUCUGCAUCUUCCUGAUGUCUCUGGUGCUACUGGUAAUAAGCAUCUUCAAUGCUGAAUUUUAUGCAGUUGUGCCAUCAAUACCCUGCUCUCGAUUAGCACUGAUUGGAAAGAUUAUUCACCCUCAUCAAGUUAUCCAUUCAAUUGUUCAUGCUGCAAUGGGGAUCUUGUUUGCAUGGUGUGCUGCAGUGAUGACAAAAGGAAGGUUCCAGUUUCUCACUGUGCCCUGCACACCCUCAGACAGCCUAGAUGAUGUUGUCCCUCAGAUGUGCCUAAAUGAAUAUCACCUCUUUUUUCUUCUUUCUGGAGCCUUCAUGGGAUACAGUUACAGCCUUUUCUAUUUUAUUAAUAAUAUGAAUUAUUUGCCAUUUCCAAUCAUACAGCAAUACAAGUACCUGCGUUUCAGAAGAUCUUUGCCUCUGCUGGUUAAACACAGUUGUGUGGAAUCCCUCUAUUUUGUUAGGAACUUCUGUGUCACAUACUACUUUUUUGGUUAUAUCCCAAAGGCAUGGAUAAGUACCACAAUGGAUCUUCAUACAGACAGUAAAUUACAUCCUCUUGACGCUCUGUCUGGAUUAUUGGAUCUCUCCUUGUUUUACCAUGCUUGGUUAUGUGGCAUCUUCCUUCUGAUUACCUGGCACAUUGCCUGGUUGCUCUUCAAAAUCUAUGCUACAGAGACACAUCACUUUCCGGUCCAGCCAACUUUUGCUGAGGAAACAGACCAGUGCCUGCCUAAAAUCCUGAACAGCAACCCUCCCCUCAUUAUAAAGUUUUUAGCCUUACAAGACUUGAUGUUACUUUCCCAGUACUCUCCUGUUCGACGACAGGAAGUCUUUAGCCUUAGUCAGCCAGGUGGGCACCCACACAACUGGACUGCAAUAUCAAGGGAGUGCUUGAGUCUUCUGAGUGAUCUGACCCAGAGGCUGAUUGCACAGCAGGAAGCUGCUGCAGCAAAUGGCAGAGCAAAGCAGCCAGCGGGGGAGCUGAAAGUAUCUCCACAGACUCCAGGGGCCCUUGUGCCAGAACUCGUGUCCUUCCAGUCCCAGAGAUCUCAUGUUGUUCUCAGAGCCUCCAUGUCUUCGCUGGUUAAAUCACCCCUGAUGCCCUUAAAGACAUCGCCUGGCUCUAAUGUUGGUUCACCUUUCAGCUCACCUGCUUUAAACUCCAAGAUGGGAACUCUGGAUGUAAACUCUUCUUGGCAUGGCUCAGGCCAAAGCCCUCAUGUUGUGAGAAGGGGACCAAAACUGUGGACGUCAGGUUCAGAUCUGCAAAUGAAUGGUUCCCACCACGAAUCCAGCUCAGUGCUCUCUGCUCCAAGAGCUGGAAGUGAGGCAGUACAGCCAAGAUUUAUUUACACAUGGUUUCAGAACAAGCAAGAACAGAUCAAGAACUUCCUGUCCAGACGAGUACUGAUAAUGUACUUCUUCAGCAAGCACACAGAAGCCUCCAUCCAAGCUGUCUUCUCUGAUGCCCAAAUGCACAUCUGGGCUUUGGAAGGUCUGUCUCAUUUGGUAGCAGCCUCCUUUACUGAAGACCAUUUUGGAGUUGUCCAAACUACACUGCCAGCUAUCCUGAAUACUUUACUGACACUUCAGGAGGUUGUAGACAGACAUUUCAAACUGCCUCACGUUUCUAGCAAACCCCCCAGGGUUUCAGGCAGCCUGGUGGACACAUCCUACAAAACACUACGGUUUGCACUCCGAGCAGCUCUGAAAACAGCCCUGUACCGGAUAACCACUGUCUUUGGAGAGCAUCUGAAUGCAGUGCAAGUGUCUGCAGAACACAAGAAAAGACUUCAGCAAUUCUUGGAGUACAAAGAAUGACAGAUUUUGAUGGCAGCUACGGUUUGGUGCUUUGGGGUUUUAUCAGCACUUGGUAAGAAGAAAGUGGGA
This is a messenger RNA of Indicator indicator, 1978 nucleotides long. It is a transcript of the gene NDC1, whose product is annotated as NDC1 transmembrane nucleoporin. The transcript has 17 exons. The record is from RefSeq and is a predicted model, not a curated record. Gene Ontology annotation, cellular component: nuclear pore transmembrane ring. Gene Ontology annotation, molecular function: protein-macromolecule adaptor activity. The coding region runs from base 104 to 1909 and encodes 601 amino acids. Gene Ontology annotation, biological process: nuclear pore organization. Lineage: Eukaryota; Metazoa; Chordata; Aves; Piciformes; Indicatoridae.